CUGAACGACAAGGCAGGAAACACAUGACGAAAUACGAUUGGCUAGUACGCUCCCUGCAGUUACCCGGAUAGAGUUUGGCUAUAUAAGAGGGACAUUGAAGGCGGGGGUUGUAGUCCAAAACCAGCCGUCGGUACUUGGUAGCAAGCUACUCGAAUUUGUGCUGCAGCUUAAAAAAUAAAUAUUUGUGGCUUUUAAAUAUGGCUGGUGGAAAGGCAGGUAAAGACUCCGGGAAGACCAAGACGAAGGCUAUCUCGCGCUCUCAGAGAGCAGGACUGCAGUUCCCGGUGGGUCGUAUCCACAGACACCUCAAGUCCCGAACCACCAGCCACGGCAGAGUGGGAGCCACUGCGGCGGUGUACAGCGCGGCUAUUCUGGAGUACCUCACGGCCGAGGUUCUGGAGUUGGCCGGAAAUGCCUCCAAGGACCUUAAGGUGAAGCGUAUAACCCCCCGCCACUUGCAGCUGGCCAUCAGAGGAGAUGAAGAGCUGGACUCUCUUAUCAAGGCCACUAUCGCUGGUGGAGGUGUGAUCCCUCACAUCCACAAGUCCCUGAUUGGAAAGAAGGGCCAGCAGAAGACUGUAUAAAUUGCAUCUCAGGACGACGCCUGCAUCAAGUGGUUAAAUGUCUUAGAUUUAGGAGUAAUUUGUAUUGGUGAGCUUGCAUUUACUCACCUGGGGUAUUUUUAAAAGUGGCUUCAGAGAAGCUCAUUUUUGUGUUUCAGCUUUUGGUUUUUUCUCUCGUGCUGCAUUUUUGUUUGUGUUGCAACUUGCUUUUGUGGCAAUUCAAUGUUCAAAGUGGUGUUUUAAUAAAGUUCUAAUUGGGAAUUUGCAGUUUCUUCUUUCAGUUCUUGCA
Molecule: messenger RNA, 852 nt
Organism: Etheostoma cragini (Arkansas darter)
Lineage: Eukaryota; Metazoa; Chordata; Actinopteri; Perciformes; Percidae
Product: histone H2A.Z
Exons: 5
Coding region: 198-584 (128 amino acids)
Cellular component (GO): nucleosome
Molecular function (GO): protein heterodimerization activity; structural constituent of chromatin; DNA binding
Source: RefSeq, a predicted model, not a curated record